AUGAACGCAUCCGCUCAACCCAUUCCUACCGAAAACUCUUUCAGCUAUCAGGGAUGGCGAGUCCUGGGAGCCUGCGUAGUUGGCAUGAUCUUCAGUUCUGGCCCAGUUCUAUUCGGAUCAUUAGGCCUGCUGGUGGAGUCUUUCGAAGGCGAGUUUGGCUGGGCGCGCGGCGGCAUCAUGCUGUCGCUCAGUAUCAAUACCCUGGCGACCAUUCUUGCCGCGCCACUCUGUGGCAGGUUGAUCGAUCGAUUCGGUGCCAGGGCGGUCCUGCUGCCGUCGAUAUUGCUGUUCGCACUGCUGUGGGCCGCCGUGCCGCUGAUGACCGGGAGUCUGAAACAGUUUUAUCUCAUCAUUGCUCUGAUCGGUUUCUUCACCGUGGGCACCCAAAGUAUUUCCUACGUACGGAUUGUCUCCGCAUGGUUUGACAAGCGUCGUGGACUUGCCAUUGGCAUUACGGCAUCAGGCCUGGGCCUGAGUUAUAUGGUGACGCCGCUGAUUGUACAAAGCGCGUUACAGCAGGGUUCCUGGCCCUGGACCUAUUGGGCCAUGGCACUGAUGAUUGGGCUUAUCUCAUUUCCCAUCAUGUUCUUUUUUAUCAGGAACGCCCCGCCCUCCACGGCCGAUCCGAUGCAGGCCCAGUCAGAAACGCCGCAAUACGGACUCACGUUGAAACAAGCGUUUGCGACCCGGGAAUUUUGGGUGGUUGGAUUGGCGUUGUUGCUUUUCUCCCUGCUGUUGACAGGGUUGGUUCCCCAUGUUGUACCCAUUAUGGCGGAACGGGGCGUUGACCCAGGAACAGCCGCCCGAGUCGCAGCCGUGAUGGGAUUUGCCACGUUUGUCGGCCGCAUUGUCGUGGGUUUUCUGGUUGACCGGAUCUUUGCGCCCUAUGUGGCCAUGGCCUUUUUCGCCAGCGCAGGCGUUGGAUUUUUUCUGCUCGCCUCUGGCGUGACUGGACCGCCUGCGCUGAUCGCCGCAAUCAUGAUUGGCCUGGGGUUCGGCGCCGAAAGCGACCUGAUUGGCUACUUCGUCAGUCGCUACUUCGGUCUCAAAUCCUUUGGCGAAAUUUAUGGCUAUAUCUACGCCGCUUUUCUGGUGGGCGCGGGUGCCGGGCCCUUUCUACUGGGUACUGGCUAUGACAUGUUAGGCAGCUAUAUUCCGCUGCUCAAAGGCUUUGCCAUCGCCAGCGGUUGUGGCUGCCUGCUGUUUCUCUUGCUACGGCCAUUUCCCAAUUUUGCAACCGUACAGGAGCGGUCCUCAUGA
This is a messenger RNA of Nerophis lumbriciformis (worm pipefish), 1260 nucleotides long. NCBI's taxonomy places the organism in Eukaryota, Metazoa, Chordata, Actinopteri, Syngnathiformes, Syngnathidae. The record is from RefSeq and is a predicted model, not a curated record.